UGCAUUCUUGUAAUGCAUACGUAUGAAUCAAGUGAUCGAAUAUUUACUUUGUUGGUUUAAACAUGAAGUUUGACAACUAAGAAUUGAAAUUUGCCUUCAUUGUCUAUUUAUAUACCGCAUUUAUAGGAAUACGCGCUUUAAUUAUACUAUCAUGGACAAUGAUGCAGCUGCUUUGCAGAAUUUGGAGCAUCUUAUGACCGAGUUUUUUUCUCCAGAGACAACUAAUGAACGAAAACGUACAAUCGAGCAAAGUUUUCAGGAGUUUGCAGGCCAAAUUGAUUCUUGGAGACCUUGUCUACAUUUUUUGUCAUCUACUAACAAUCAUUAUGUUAGUAUGUUUGCUUUAUCUACAUUAGAGACAACAAUUGGGAGGAGAUGGCCAAUACUCCCAUGGGAAGAUAGAGCUCUUACAAGAUCAACCUUAUACACGUUAUCAUUAGAAAGAGGUGUAGCUCCUUUUGUAAGAAACAAAGUAGUGAAAUUAGUUGUUGAUAUUGCUAGACAUGACUGGCCACAUUUCUAUCCAGAUUUUUAUUCUAAUAUUUUACAGUUAUUGGGUCACAAACAUACGAGAUUAUUAGGGCUCAUCUACUUGCGAACAGCUUCAGAGGAACUAGCAACUCCAAGGGAAGACUUACCAGUACAAAGGAAGAAUGAGUUAUUUAGGUUUCUUAGUGCUCAAGUGCCUUUGACCUUGGAUACUCUUACAAUACUACUAAAAGAAGCAACAAAGUUACAAUGUCGUUCUGGGACAGUUACACCACCUCCAUCACCCACUAGUGGUCAGACUGUAGCACCUGUAAGAGCUAUGUUAGAUGUAGAGGGGUUAGCUACAGGAACAAGUGAAGUGUGUGUAGCAACACUGGAUGUAUUAGCACAUCUUUUUAGCUGGAUUGAAUUAUCAGAACAUAUUUCUACGAAUUUACUGGAGGCUAUUUUUACCUGUGCCAGGUAUCAUGAUACAAUGAACGGUAAACAGAUGGAAAUGGCAGUACAAGCUGUAACCACGAUAAAUGAACUUUUAUAUCGACCAUUAUGUUUUCCCGAUAUAACCGAUAGGUUGUUAGUAGAAAUAUUUCAAAAUGGAGUUACAUUAUUCCAGCUAUUGGAACGCUUGGAUUCUGUAAAUGAAAGUUAUAUGGAUAAAUUGACAGAGUUCUUACAAUUAUUUAUAACAAAUCAUUUGAAAAGAGUUGAAUCAUGUCCGAAAUUUCCAGUGAAUACAUUAUUAGAAGUUUUAUGCCAUCAUACUUUUCAACAAUGCUCAACAGUAAAUGGAUAUCUACGAUGUUUAGAUGUUUGGAACACACUUUUAAAAAGCACUCAGUCUCGGUAUUCUCCAGUAGAGUUAGCUCUUGCUGAGAGAGUAUUGCAAAAAAUGAGUUUUAAACUUAAUACGCGCAUCCUAAAGGAUCUUGAUACAGAAAGUUUAGAUGAAAAUGAAGAAACAGAGUGGCAGCAUUUCUUAAGAUGUAAUAUUGAAUGUUUAGCAAAAGUAGCGGAUAUUUCUCCGAUUCCAAUUUUUACACUAUUGUAUCGUUCUUGGAGGGAAGGAUUAACAAUAUUUGGGGAAUUAGGAAGCGUUAUUGCUAAUAAUCAAGUUACUUUGUUAAAUGAAUCAGAGGCAUCAAAUGUACACGCACAUUUACGAGAUUUGGCUUCUACUACUCAAGCACUAGCUAGAUUAUACUCACUUUUUCUUGGGAAUGAUCAGAGUAUUGAUCAAUCACUUGCUGAGGAGCUGGUGUCUCAAACAUUAGAUGCAUGUAAAUUUGCGAAGACAAACCAGUUGUACAAAGCAUCAUUGCAACCAGCUGCAAUUGUAAUAGAUCUUGUAGAAGUUCAUUCACAGUUAUUAGCAUCAUUACAAGCUUGGUGCCAUUGGAUAGCUAACAGAGCAGAGAAAACAAAAGAAUCACUUUGUCAACGAUGCAUUGAGUCAUGCAUUUUGGCAUUAGAUUAUACAACAUUUUGUGAUAAUCCGCCACCAGCAAAUUUAAUUCAUUCCGCUACACAUCUAUUCCAAAGCAUUACUGUUAUUUUGAAACCUGUUUUGUGGGAUGAACCUACAUUUAGAAACUUAAUUAGCAUGGUAACAUAUCCAUUCUUCAAACCAGAUACAAUAAAAGUUUUGAGAAGAGCACUAGUAAAUGCAAUUAUCUUACCACAUGGCGAUGGAUCUAUUAGAGAAAGAUUAUUAGGUACAAUGAUAUCAUCACUAUCUACACCCCUUGGUUUAGAAAGGCAACCUAUACCUUCAGAAUCUACAAUUUUAAUGACAAUAGUGCCAUUAACACAGUUAUUAGAAGACUGUUCUGCUUCGUCUACGACGAUAAAAAAAAUGUUACAUUCAUGUUUGGGACCAACUAUAAAUCGAACUUUAGAUUUAUUGCCCUAUAUGAUAAAGUGUCAGGGAGUAUGUGAAGUUCUGCUUGGUUUCUUGCAUUCAGUCUUUUCAGUAUUACAACAACAAUUAGGCCCUGCAUUUACUCAAAAUGCAGUUCAAGGGUUAUUACAUAUUUAUACCAGAGAGAAUAUAUCUGCGGGACCCGCGUUGGAUCAAUUGUUAGAAAUCUUAAUAUUGGUUGUAUCAGCACCUAGCAAUGCAUUUAAAGCAUUUGUUCCUUCAGUGACUAAUUUAUGUUUAGGCCAAGUAUGGCCUGCUGUUGGUAAUGAUCUUAGUGUGUAUCCAGACACUACACUUGUUUUAUUAAAACUUUUUCACAGUAUACUUAUGCAUAGAUGGCAAUAUUUUUAUAACACUUCUAUAUUACGUACGCUUGGUCAUACUAAUGAAGAUGAAUCUGUUCAACACAAGGAAGAAUUGGUUGCAAUUUUAGAAGCUUUCGGUCAAGCUCUUCUUCAACCAGAUGUCAAUAUAUUUCGUCAAAGUCUACAAAGUCUUGAACAGUUAAACGUGCGAUGGCGACUUUAUCAACGAGCUGUAUUCAAAGUUCAUUUACUCGAGAGAUUUCUAAUGGCAUUAUUUACUGUUCUAUUUCAACAAUCUCAUAAUUUAUUAGCAGAUGAAAUUGCAACUGCCAUUCAUAGUCUAGCAUCAGUUAAUAUAGUAUGGUUUUUUGGACAUUUCUUGCCAACAUUUUUAGCUAGUUGUGAAGGUGUAGACGAUAUGCAAAAAGCGACAUUAUUAAGAAACUUUGAUAGGUCUACUGAUCAACCAACUUUGACAAGAUCAGUGUUGCAGCUAAUUUCUGAUUUACGAUGUUAUCAAUUUUGUCGACCUGGCUGAAAUAAUUGUAUUAUCAUACAAAGAUAGAUUACGACAUGUUCAAUAUAAUUUCAAUAAUGACAUUUAGAGAAA
Molecule: messenger RNA, 3322 nt
Organism: Eufriesea mexicana
Lineage: Eukaryota; Metazoa; Arthropoda; Insecta; Hymenoptera; Apidae
Gene: ebo
Product: exportin ellipsoid body open
Exons: 16
Coding region: 152-3250 (1032 amino acids)
Biological process (GO): protein export from nucleus
Molecular function (GO): small GTPase binding; nuclear export signal receptor activity
Source: RefSeq, a predicted model, not a curated record